Messenger RNA from Orussus abietinus, 2366 nucleotides. RefSeq names its product facilitated trehalose transporter Tret1. The transcript is spliced from 6 exons. The record is from RefSeq and is a predicted model, not a curated record. Gene Ontology annotation, biological process: carbohydrate transport; transmembrane transport. The coding region runs from base 280 to 1707 and encodes 475 amino acids. Gene Ontology annotation, cellular component: membrane. NCBI's taxonomy places the organism in Eukaryota, Metazoa, Arthropoda, Insecta, Hymenoptera, Orussidae. Gene Ontology annotation, molecular function: sugar transmembrane transporter activity.
UUUCAUAGCCAAGGCCACCAGUUAUCACGAGAUCGUUCGGUGGAGUUACAGUGCAGUUAAAGUGCACCGAUCCGAGGAGAGAAUGACCCCCACUCAGUGGCGGACAAGAGACAUAGAGGGGCGCUUGUAUAAAGAGUAUGGAUACAGCCCUGAACUCGCAAGUUCUUGCCGGACGUUCCGCGCCUCUCGACCAAAGUUCAGGAAUAAGAGGACUCCGAAGUCCCUCGGAAGAGGGAGAGAGCGCUCCGAGCAAGGGCUCGCAAGGCCUGCGGACUAACCAUGACGGAAAAGGGCUCCAAACUCCUCCAAUUUAUCGCAGCUGCCACUGGGAAUAUGUGCGUCGUCGCCGGAGGAGCCAUGAUGGGUUGGACGAGUCCGAUUCUGCCGAAAUUAGUUUCUUCAGAAGUGGCCGCUGAUAACCCUUUCGGCAGACCUAUCAGCGACGAGGAAGCAUCCUGGAUAGGGUCCCUGGUUCCCUUAGGGACCGUCUUCGGUGCCAUUAUUGCCGGCUACCUUGCAGAAAGACUUGGCAGGAAAAAGACUCUUCUUCUUUGCACCUUGCCAUACACGAUAGGAUGGAUUUUGGUAGGCACUGCAACGAACAUCCCUCAACUUUACGUAGCUCGUUUAAUUUCUGGAAUCGCCCUGGCAGUUCCAUUUACCGUCUUGCCGAUGUACGUCGGGGAAAUCGCUGAGACCUCGAUAAGAGGAGUCCUGGGCUCGUUCCUGCAACUCUUCAUCACCAUCGGUUUCCUCUUCAGCUACGCAAUCGGGCCUUACGUUUCCUACGUGGUGCUUUGUUACUCCUGUGCAACGAUACCACUGAUCUUCUUCUUGUGCUUCCUGCCAAUGCCGGAGUCUCCUUACUAUUUGCUGAGCAAAGGCCGGAAGGAAGAUGCACUCCAAAAUCUGGCGAGGCUGAGAGGAAAAACCGUCCAAGGAGUGCAGAAAGAAGCCGACGAGAUGCAGGCCAUCGUCGAGGAGGCCUUCAGGAACGAGGCGAGCAUGGCCGACCUCUUCACCGUCAAGGCGAAUUUCAAGGCCCUCCUCUUCACCUGCGCCCUGGUGGCCUUCCAACAGUUCAGCGGGAUCGACGUGAUGCUCUUCUACACGGAGGAAAUAUUUAUCAGCGCACACAGUACCAUUCCAUCCUCCAUCUCGACGAUAGUGAUAGGAGUGGUCCAGGUCGCAGCAUCCGUUGUGACGCCCUUCGUGGUGGACCGCCUCGGGAGGAGAAUCCUCCUCGUAUUUUCCGGCGUGGGAGAAACCAUAACUUUGGGCGCACUGGGUCUCUUCUUCUAUCUGAUGGAGGUCUCCAAGAUGGACACGUCCAGUAUCAGUUGGCUGCCCAUAGGAUGUCUGAUGGUCUUCAUCUCCACGUACAGCGUGGGCUGGGGUCCACUUCCUUGGGCCGUGAUGGGCGAGAUGUUCGCCUCGGAUGUUAAAUCCAAAGCCUCCAGCAUCACGGUCUGCAUCUGCUGGUUCAUCGCCUUCAUAAUCACCAAGUUCUUCAGCAACGUCAAGGUGGCCUUCGGCUCGCACACGGCUUUCUGGAUCUUCGGGGUUUGCGCGGCCCUCAGCGUCGUCUUCACCAUCUUCUUGCUGCCCGAGACCAAGGGGAAGACUCUUCAGCAGAUCCAAAACGAGCUCAGCGGAGAUCUCACCGAAGUUCCCGAACUGAACGCCUCCACUUCGUCGAAACAAUGAGCCUAGAAGAAGGAAGAAGAGUCUAAAGAAACGGAAGAGCGCCUCUUCCUUCAAUUUUCCUCCACUGAGAUUAAAGUCUUCCUUCAACUGGGGAGACAUUUCUUCGGAUGGCACGAAGAAGUUCCUCUAUGUCGCAUUUUCUUUGGCCGACUCGGACGAGCGACCUAGUCACGUCGAUUCCUCCUUCUUUCCGCCAUUAUCGAUGAGUUUCUGACUUUUCAGAAUUUACUCCACAGUCUUGUGGAGAUUUUCCUAUGGAGUUUUCUUCACCGAUUGCAGCUUGAAAGGGGUACAUAGACGUUGGGUAAAACACUGAAAAUAUGAGUGGCGAGUGGAAGCUGUGGAGGCCUGUAUUUAAUUACAGACAAUUAAUGUAUUUAUUAUUCGUACUACGAGUACGAGAAGAAGAGGGAUGUCUCACGGAAUCUCCAGAGAGUAGCAGAGGGAAUCCUUACCGGGAUUUUACAUCGAGCAACCAGGUGAUGACCGGAUGCUCUACGAGGUCUCAACCUGAAGAAACGAGAGAAGAAGCUGACGACAAAACUGAACAAUUUGUUAAUAUUCUUUUAAACGAGCUCAAAAGUGUAUGUACUCGCGGUACCUGAGGUAUAAUAAACUGUAAAAUAAUUAAUGUAAUAAAGCAACUUAUUGAACAAUAA